Trachemys scripta elegans is the source of this 3761-nucleotide messenger RNA. Its product is annotated as microsomal triglyceride transfer protein-like. Bases 534 to 3203 code for a protein of 889 amino acids. Gene Ontology annotation, molecular function: lipid binding. Gene Ontology annotation, cellular component: Golgi apparatus; endoplasmic reticulum; basolateral plasma membrane. The record is from RefSeq and is a predicted model, not a curated record. The transcript is spliced from 18 exons. NCBI's taxonomy places the organism in Eukaryota, Metazoa, Chordata, Testudines, Emydidae. Gene Ontology annotation, biological process: lipoprotein metabolic process; lipid transport.
GGGAAGGAAGAGGGAUGAUUCUGCUGCUGCUUUUUUGGCCACUUUCUUGUCAAUUUUCCUUCCUUUCUUUCCCUUUUCUUUCUGGUACAGAGGGGGGAGUGGCUAGGAGCCGAGAGCGGGUAUGUUUCAGGGGACAGAGCUACUCUUCUGAACCCCCAGGCAGAUUCAGCAGGGCAGACUCCAGACUGUUGCCUUUUCUCCACCCAGAAAUCAAUUUUGCAGGUUUUGUUGAUUUCCUUGUUGCAGGCUUUGGCAAAUCCAAAUGAUUUCCAAACCUUUUAUUUCUUUUGCUGCUGUGGCUGCUGCUGCUGGGGGUUGGAGCAAGGGAUUAAUGAUUUGCUUCUCCUUCAAUGUGUAAUUCAGGGAUAGGGAGAACGUCAGGCCUGGUCAUCUGACAUUGUGAAUCCUGUCAAUUCUGGCCACUCUGGAGGGGGGUUAUUGUAUUUUCCUCCUGCCCCGCUUCCUGCCCUGUCUUUUCUUUAGCCUUCUCCUCCUUCCCUAGCACUCUGUUUUGCUCACAAACAAUCCCCACCAUGAAUUCACAAGCAGCUUCAGGACAUAUAUGGCUGAUUUUCUUUUUCUUUACCAGCUCAGCAAAAGGGAACUUAGAGACACCAUCUUUCCAGCCUGGAAUCCUCUAUCAAUACCGCUACUCACUGGAGGUGCAGCUAGAUUAUGUUUCAAGGUUGUCCUUGCAAGGAAGUCGGAUGCGGGCUGAAGCUUUGGUUCAGGUGCACCUGCUCUGGAGAAAUCCUGCAGGGGAGCAGCUUCUCCAGAUCCAGAUCCAAGACCUAAAAGUCUACCAUGAUUCAAAACACAAGAAGAUUCAGAAUGUUACCGGAGACCCAUCCACUGAGGUUGUGCUGGGCAAAGAGGACACCGAAGAGCUUCAGCUGCCAGUUUUCCUCCACUGGAAUAAUGGGAAGGUAGAAGGCAUCUACGGAGAUAAAGGAAGAAGGUCCCAGACCUUGAAUCUGAAACAGGGCCUCAUCAGUCUCCUCCAAUUCCAGCCACAUUCUGGGACAGCAACUGAGGAGGAUGUUUCUGGGAGCUGUCAAGUCACAUAUGUUGUUUCCGAGGAUUCCAUUGUAAAGACAAAAGAUCUGCAAAGCUGCACAAGGCCAAAGUUUGGAUUCACCUCCGUUAACAAAAUUUUUGGAGUUCUGUGGCAACCCACCAGCAGAAGCUUUUACUCUGUACAAGGAAGUCUCAUCCAGUCAGUGCUGUCGGAGGAAAGCCACGUGGUCUCUCCAACCUUGAAGUCCUCCAUUGGCACCAAGAUCAUGUCAAGACAGCAGCUCGAACUUGUGUCUUCUUCGAUGCCUGGCCCUGCAGAGACUCCUGGACAAAGCCUUCAGGAAGCUCUGGCUGGCAUACUGGAAAAGCACCAGCCUAUAAGCACAAUUAGCGAGCCCUUCAAGAGGACCUGCAUACAGUGCCCAUCACUCAAAACAUAUUUGAAGACUCUUGGUAACAGGAGAGUCAAAAUGGAUGUCUCCAAGGUGUCGACAACCUGGCAAUUCCACAGGUUCAUCCAGAUGCUGCGUGGUGCCAAGAAGAGGGAUGUCCUCCAGCUGCUGAGGAAAGCUCCGGAGAAGACGGUUACCUUCUUCAUUGAUGCUGCAGUUGCUGCCCAGUCAACAGCUUCCUUGGCAGCUCUUUCUGAAUUUCUGGAUUUUAGCAACAAAGGGCAAGUGCCCCUGCUAGAGCAGUUUCUCUAUGCUGCAGCCUUCUCUCCUCGGCCCUCAAAAGAACUUCUGCGCCUGGUGCUAGACAAGCUGAAUGGAAAGGAGUUAGACCCUGCCAUCUGGGAAACAGGGAUAAUUGUCAUUGGCUCGCUAGUUGGCAAGCUGUGCCGGAUGAAGCUGUGUGGAUUGCAGGAAGUAGGACUUGGAAUGGAAACUGUUCUGAGAAGAUUAAGAGACACCAAGGAGAAUUCUGAGAUAAUCAUUUACCUGUUGUCCCUGCAGAAUGCUCUGCUCCCAGAAACCAUUCCUACUCUCCUGCAUUAUGCAGAGGAAGGGUCUGCAGGGGUCUCAGGUACAGCAGUAUCUGCCCUACAAAGGUUCUCCUCUCAGCAUAUCACUGGUGAGGUGAAAAAGGCAAUGAGGAGGAUUUUCCAUCAGAAAAGCAGAAACUAUGAAAAAACCUCUCGACUAGCUGCUGCUGAAAUUCUGUUGGAUAAUGAGCCUUUGCCCAUGGACCUCACCAAUAUCCUGCUGGCCACCAGAGACCUGGAAGCAGAAAUGUCAAAAUUUUUACUUUCGAAAAUCCAGACUAGUUUACAUUCUCACCAUCACCCAGCCAGGAAAGCAAUGAAAGAAAUUCUGAAAGAUCCACAGAUCAAUAAUUACAACUACCUCUCCAAAGCUGGCAGUUCCUCUUCUUUCUCAGGACCCUUGGCAGUCACUGAUGACAUGCUGUCCACUUUCAGUCUGGAGCUGCUAUUCACUGAGAGUGGUCUCCUGAGGAAGAGUGUCUCAGGUUUCAUGCUGCGAAGCCAUGGCCACCAGCUUCAGGCAGCUCAGGUCUCUAUUGAAGCCCAGGGGUUGGAAUCUGUGAUGGGAGAGAGUAACCCUGAAGGAGAAGAGGAACAGGAGCUCAUGGCUGGGAUGUCUGCCAUUUUCUUUGACGUCCAGUUACGGCCAAUUGUUUUCUUCCAAGGAUAUACAGAUUUAAUGACCAAGGUUCUCUUAAGCAGCGGAGAGCCAACCAGUGUGGUCAAAGGGACUGUCCUGCUGAUGGAUCAUGAACAGGCAAUUCCACUUCAGUCUGGACUGCAAACAGUGGUUAAACUUCAGGGGGCACUUGGGUUAGAUAUUUCAGCCAACAUUGAUAUGAAUUUAUGGGAGCAAGAAUCAAGAACCAGCGUCAAAACAAGGGGUGGACUGGCCAUUGAUUUCACAGCAGAAAUCGAUGCCCCUUUCUUUCAAGCCAGUGUGAAAAGCCAGACAGAGGCGGAAGCCUCAAUCAAUUUUGAUACGGCGGUGAGAUUUUCUGGGAAUCCUGUGCUCAUGUGUCUGCAGCUAAGGGAGGAGCAGCUCCCUUACAGAGAAAUCUUUACAAUCUCUGAAUCUUCACUGAACCAAAACAUCACUGUUCGCAAGGGGAGAUGGGGCACUAUUGCUGGACGUGAGCUUUCCUUGCACAGAGCCAACUCCGAGAUGUGCAAGAUCCUGUUGACAGAGGCAAAGGAGCAGUAGAGGAAUCAAUGUGUGCUGGGUCUGGAUUUAUCAUUCCUCCUUUUUCCUUGGUCCCAAAUUCUCAGUGAGCUGCAUCCAUGAGCCAGACCCAGGACUGAUGUGGGCAGCCCAGAACCUUUUCUAGCUCCCACAAGAGUCUGCUUUUUACUGACUGUAAUAAAAACAAGUGUCCCUAUUGCAAGAGAACAUGUUGAAAUCAGGGUGCCAAAUGUGGUUGGGACAUGAAUCCCUAGAGUCCAUCAAGGCAAGUCCCUUGUAAAGGGCCAGCUCUGAGAUGUGCAAGAUCCAGUUGGCACAGUAAAAGGAACAGCAGAAUUAACAUGUUCUGGAUCUGGCCUUGAGAAUCCUUAAGACACCAAGAAAGGAGAGAGGUAGAAUUUUCAUAAUCAUGUACCCUUCCCUCUGAUGGUCAUUCUCCAUAUGGGAUGGUCCCUUAGGGCACGUCUUCACUACUCGCCGGAUUGGCGAGUAGCGAACUAUCUAUCGGGGAUCGAUUUAUUGUGUCUAGUGUAGAUGCGAUAAAAUCGAUCCCCGAUCACUCUGCCGUCGACUCCAGAA